Molecule: messenger RNA, 210 nt
Organism: Anthostomella pinea
Lineage: Eukaryota; Fungi; Ascomycota; Sordariomycetes; Xylariales; Xylariaceae
Source: the annotation of a GenBank genome assembly
AUGUCGCACUAUCAGAUCCAAGUUUUGCCGAUCAGCUACAACUCAGGAGAGCUACUCGCCAGGUACAUGAAAGAAGUCCUUGGGAAUGAUGAUUUCGAGAUAGAGGGGUUUCUCUACAAUCAGUGGAGGGUUAAGGUGCCGAACCGACUCUCCGAGAGCGACGUUCAAGACUUGAAGACCAAGAUGCGUAAACAUUAUGCAACAACAUAG